AGCCCGCGCCCCCCACAUACACACACUUUUUUUUUUGUCCACCGCGAUCGUGAACGGACGGCGCGAUUCGUGGGUGUGAACAGUCUUUAAACAUCUCGGCUGCUAGGGUUUGCUUCUGCGGUGUUCAGCGCGGGGUUUGGAUAUGGGGAAAUUCCAGGCGAUGUGCUAGAUACCAGGGCUAUUUUUUUCUCUUUGCAAUGGCAUCCGGAACUGAUGAGAAAGCCAAGAUGGAGAGUUUGACAUCGCCUGCAGCCUUUGUAGAGGGUGGGGUCCAGGAUGCAUGUGAUGAUGCAUGUAGCAUUUGCCUGGAGGCUUUCUGUGAGAGUGAUCCUUCUGCAUUGACAGGUUGCAAACAUGAGUUCCAUCUCCAAUGCAUUCUUGAAUGGUGUCAAAGAAGUUCUCAGUGCCCUAUGUGCUGGCAGCCUAUCAGUAUGAAGGAUCCUACCAGUCAAGAGCUUCUUGAGGCAGUAGAGCGGGAGAGGAAUAUAAGAACCAAUCAAACCCGGAAUACGACUAUAUUCCAUCAUCCUGCUCUUGGCGAUUUCGAAGUGCAGCAUUUGCCUGUUGUUGGUAAUGAUGCUGAACUUGAAGAGCGUAUACUGCAACACCUAGCUGCUUCUGCAGCAAUGGGAAGGUCACACCAACAUGGUAGAAGAGAGGGGCAGAGGAACCGAUCUGGCUCUCAUGGCCGCCCACAGUUCUUUGUUUUCUCUGCACAUCCAAAUACUCCUUCUGGCUCUGUUUCAUCAUCUUCCGCUCAGGGGGAAGGUGCUGACGAUUUGAGGAUUCUUGUUCCCAGAGUUGGUGACUUACCACCACAUGCUAAUCCCAUUGAAGAAGCAGGCAACCAAAGUCCAGGGGUCCUUACCUACGAUGCUGAACAAGAUGCUGUUGUUUCAUCUGGAAAUAGUACCCCCGUAUCCAGUCCUAGGUUUUUCAACAGGAGACAUUCAUCUGGACAAUCUACUCCAGUAGGUAAUGACAGGGCAGGGCCAUCAGAUGUUCAGUCUUUCUCAGAUUCUCUGAAGUCACGUUUAAACGCUGUCUCCUCAAAGUACAAAGAAUCUAUUACAAAAAGUACCCGAGGGUGGAAGGAGAGGCUUUUUUCACGUAGCUCAUCUGUGUCUGAUCUUGGUUCUGAAGUGAGACGAGAAGUUAACAAUGGAAUUGCAUCUGUAUCGAGGAUGAUGGAGCGUUUGGAAACUAGAGGAAGUGGUAGACCAAGCUAUAGCCCAACAACAUCUGCUUCUGAAGUUUGUCCCACUACAGAACCAAGCAAUGAGAGGGUUACUGAAAGUAACUCUACUACUACUAUUACGAGUACUAGCAACACUUCUACCCCUUGUGUGACCAUGUCUGGUUCAAAUUAGUGCAUGCUACUGUUUCUGAAGAAGGCCUGCAUGUGCUCAUUCUUCAUCUUCAAAGGUAUGGGCAGGUGGCAUAGCUGAAACUCCAACGACAUGAUGCCAUCUCAACUGUUGCAUAAAUCACCUCCAAAAAAAAUAAAUCUGAAUUUGAUGUAUUGGUUUGAUGGAACGGCAGUAUGCCUGAGGUAUUGGCUAGGAAGUCAAUUUAAUCUCCUGUUUCAUCUCUGUAAUUAAAAAUCCUUCAGAGACUCGUGUUUACUUGUAUAAAUAUUGGAUGUGGUAAUUUCCAUAGCAUGCUCAAUCCUGACAAAUACGACUCGUAGAGCUAAGGGUUUGAUGCUGUUGCACGGCUAUUAUUUAUAUUAAAAGUUGUAUACCUGUUCGGUGCAUUGACAUUAAUGUUUCGGUAAACAAAAUGAUGCAAGAAGGCACAGAGUUUUGUUA
Messenger RNA from Hordeum vulgare subsp. vulgare (domesticated barley), 1811 nucleotides. Its product is annotated as E3 ubiquitin-protein ligase RHF2A. Bases 198 to 1370 code for a protein of 390 amino acids. The record is from RefSeq and is a predicted model, not a curated record. The transcript is spliced from 9 exons. Gene Ontology annotation, molecular function: ubiquitin-protein transferase activity. Lineage: Eukaryota; Viridiplantae; Streptophyta; Magnoliopsida; Poales; Poaceae.